Fonticula alba is the source of this 1952-nucleotide messenger RNA. Its product is annotated as 3-oxoacid CoA-transferase. Gene Ontology annotation, biological process: ketone body catabolic process. Gene Ontology annotation, molecular function: CoA-transferase activity. The record is from RefSeq and is a predicted model, not a curated record. Bases 136 to 1752 code for a protein of 538 amino acids. Lineage: Eukaryota; Rotosphaerida; Fonticulaceae. The transcript is spliced from 4 exons.
CCCCCCCCAUGCCGUGCGCCGGCCAGCAACAUAUGCAAACCCUCUGCACCCGUUUCCCCCCCCUCUCUGUCUCUUCCCAAAUCGAGUCUCCCCCCUUCCCCCUACCCGCCUCUUCGCCCUACCUUCCGCCCCACCAUGAUCCGCCAGGCCCUGCACUUUAGCCUCCGCAGCAGAACCCCGCCCGGGGCGCUGCAUGCGACCGCCAGCGCUGCCUUCAAACUCGCCGCCGCCCCCCGGCGCCACCUGUCGACGGACCCCUGCGCGCCGCCUCCCCCGACGGCCGCCGAGAAUGCCGCCUACCGGGCCCCCUCCAAGGUGUUCCCCAACGCGGCGGCCACCCUGCAGGGCGUGCUGAAGGACGGCCAGACCGUCCUGAUGGGCGGCUUCGGCGUCAAUGCCAUCCCCGAGCACCUGAUUGAUGCGGUGCAGAAGACCGGCGUCAAGGACCUGGUGGUGGUGUCGAACAAUGCCGGCGUGGCGGACUUCGGCAUCGGCAAGCUGAUGCAGUCGCGCCAGCUCCGGCGCAUGAUCGCCAGCUACGUCGGCGAGAACAAGCUCUUCGAGGAGCUCUACAUGAAUGGCGAGCUGGAGGUGGAGCUCACGCCGCAGGGCACCCUGGCCGAGCGCCUGCGCGCCGCCGGCGCCGGCAUCCCGGCCUUCUACACCCCCACCGGAAAUGCGACCCUGCACCAGCGCGGGGGGAUCCCCAUCAAGUUCGCCGCCGGCGGGGGGGCCGUCGAGAUCGCCUCGGAGCCGCGCGAGGUCCGGACCUUCGGCAACCGGUCGUAUGUGCUGGAGCACUCGCUGCCCGGCGAUGUGGCCCUCAUCAAGGCCUGGAAGGCCGACACCCUGGGGAACUUGGUCUUCCGCGGGGUGACCGCCAACUUCAAUGGGCCCUGUGCCCGGGCGGCGCGCAUCUGCAUCGCCGAGGUGGAGGAGAUCGUGGAGCCCGGCCAGCUGGACCCGAAUGAGAUCCACGUGCCGGGGAUCUAUGUUCACCGGGUCUUCCGCGGGGACAACUUCAUCAAGCCCAUCGAGAAGCUGCGCUACCACACGGAGAAGGCCCCGGCCACCACGCCGGCGGAGAAGAUGCGCGAGCGCAUCGCCCGUCGCGCGGCCAAGGAGCUCCGCGAUGGCAUGUACGUCAACCUGGGCAUCGGCAUGCCGACGCGCGUGCCGAACUACGUGCCCGAGGGGGUCCAUGUGCUCCUGCAGUCGGAGAACGGCUGUCUGGGUCUGGGCCCCUACCCCCACCCCGGCGAGGAGGACCCGGACAUCAUCAACGCCGGCAAGGAGUCCGUCACGCUGAUCCCCGGCGCCAGCGCCUUCGAUUCGGCCGAGUCCUUCGGCAUGAUCCGCGCCGGCAAGCUGGACAUCACCAUCCUCGGUGGCAUGGAGGUCAGCCCGCGCGGUGACCUGGCCAAUUGGGUGGUCCCGGGCGCCAUGGUGAAGGGCAUGGGCGGGGCCAUGGACUUGGUGUCCUCCGGCAGCCGGGUGGUCGUGUGCAUGGAGCACACCACCCGCGCCGGCACGUCGAAGGUGGUGCCGGAGUGCACGCUGCCCAUCACCGGGGCCGGGGUCGUCAGCCGGCUGAUCACCGAGCUGGCUGUCUUCGACAUCGACCGCAAGCAGGGGGGCUUCAUCCUGCGCGAGCUGGCCCCCGGGGUGACCCUGGAGGAGGUCCGUGCCAAGACCGCCGCGCCCUUCCGCCUGCCGGAGGGGUGUUCCUCGGUGCCCCACUGGGAGGAGUGAGGCCGGCGCUGCCCGCACCCGGGCGGCCGGCCAGUCUGCCGGUCGUCUGUGUUGUUUUGCCUCCCCCCCCCCUCCCCGCCGGCGCCAUGCUCGGCGCCAUGCUCCGUCUCCCCCUUUUGUGGAUGUGCGCCGACGCACGCACGCACGCACACACACAUCCUUCAGAAAGACCGCACCGAAAUAAAAGCCAACUACAGUUC